Pediculus humanus corporis (human body louse) is the source of this 318-nucleotide messenger RNA. Its product is annotated as mitochondrial import inner membrane translocase subunit Tim8, putative. The transcript is spliced from 2 exons. NCBI's taxonomy places the organism in Eukaryota, Metazoa, Arthropoda, Insecta, Psocodea, Pediculidae. Bases 1 to 318 code for a protein of 105 amino acids. The record is from RefSeq and is a predicted model, not a curated record.
AUGUCAGUUUUUAGUGAUAGUGAUCUAACUAAUCAUGGAAGCUUUUCCACUGAUUCAGCCGUUAGUUCUAAUAAUAAUAAUAUCGAUCAAGAAUUACAAGAUUUUUUAAUGAUCGAAAAGCAAAAAGCUCAAUUUAACGCCCAGAUACAUGAGUUUAACGAUUUCUGUUGGGAAAAAUGUAUUUCAGAUAAACCGAAAUCAAAAUUGGAUGGGAAAACAGAAACAUGUUUAAAUAAUUGCGUUGAUCGGUUUAUAGACGUUUCAUUAUUUAUAACAAAUAGAUAUGCCUCAUACUUACAAAAAGGGGCUAAAUUGUAA